Messenger RNA from Pistacia vera, 570 nucleotides. RefSeq names its product secreted RxLR effector protein 161-like. The coding region runs from base 1 to 570 and encodes 189 amino acids. The record is from RefSeq and is a predicted model, not a curated record. NCBI's taxonomy places the organism in Eukaryota, Viridiplantae, Streptophyta, Magnoliopsida, Sapindales, Anacardiaceae. The transcript has a single exon.
AUGGCAUCUAUGCCUUUAGCUAAUCACUUUAUGUUAAGUAAAUCUCAAAGCCCCAAGUCUAAUUCUGAGUUGAUUAAAAUGAGAAAUGUACGCUAUUCUAAUGUAAUAGGUUUAGAUAUGUAUGCUAUGAUUAGUACUAGACUAGAUCUGUCCUUUGAUAUUUCUCUACUUAGUAUGUUCACGUCUAAUCCUGGAACUGAACAUUGGUCUACAUUAAAAUGGUUGUUGAGAUAUAUUAAUAGUACAUCACAUGUUGGUUUAGAAUAUUUUAAGAGAGGUAAUGCACUUGAUCUUAUGGGAUAUGUAGAUUCUGAUUUUGCAGGAGACAGGGACACUAGGAAGUCAACUACCUCUUAUUUCUUCACUUUUGGUGGAAAUUGUGUGAGUUGGAAGUCUUGGCUACAACCAAUUGUAGAACUAUCCAUAAUUGAGGCAGAAUAUGUAGCAGUGGCAAAUGUGUUCAAGGAAGCUUUGUGGCUUCAAGGAAUACUAUCAGAAGUAGAACUGAUGGAUGGUGUGGUGACAAUAUACUCUGACAAUACUCUAACAACCAAAGUGCAAUACACUUGA